Molecule: messenger RNA, 2187 nt
Organism: Urocitellus parryii (Arctic ground squirrel)
Lineage: Eukaryota; Metazoa; Chordata; Mammalia; Rodentia; Sciuridae
Source: RefSeq, a predicted model, not a curated record
AUUUUGUCGGCGCUCUCAGUUCUUGCGACGCUGUGAAGAUGGGCAGUGUUCUGGGGCUGUGCUCCAUGGCGAGCUGGAUACCAUGUCUGUGUGGUAGUGCCCCAUGUUUGCUGUGCCGAUGCUGUCCUAGUGGAAACAACUCCACAGUGACUAGAUUGAUCUAUGCACUUUUUUUGCUUGUUGGAGUAUGUGUAGCUUGUGUAAUGUUGAUACCAGGAAUGGAAGAACAACUAAAUAAGAUUCCUGGAUUUUGUGAGAAUGAGAAAGGUGUUGUUCCUUGUGGUAUUCUGGUUGGCUAUAAAGCUGUAUAUCGUUUGUGCUUUGGCUUGGCUAUGUUCUAUCUUCUCCUCUCUUUGCUAAUGAUCAAAGUGAAGAGCAGCAGUGAUCCUAGAGCUGCAAUACAUAAUGGAUUCUGGUUCUUUAAAUUUGCGGCAGCAAUUGCAAUUAUUAUUGGGGCAUUCUUCAUUCCAGAAGGAACUUUUACAACUGUAUGGUUUUAUGUAGGCAUGGCAGGGGCCUUUUGUUUCAUCCUCAUACAGCUAGUCUUACUUAUUGAUUUUGCCCAUUCAUGGAAUGAAUCAUGGGUUGAAAAAAUGGAAGAAGGGAACUCGAGAUGUUGGUAUGCAGCCUUAUUAUCAGCUACAGCUCUGAAUUAUCUGCUGUCUUUGGUAGCCAUCGUUUUGUUCUUUGUCUACUAUACUCAUCCAGCCAGUUGUUCAGAAAAUAAGGCAUUCAUCAGUGUCAAUAUGCUCCUCUGCAUUGGUGCUUCUAUAAUGUCUAUUCUGCCAAAAAUCCAGGAGUCACAACCAAGAUCUGGUUUGUUACAGUCUUCAGUAAUUACAAUCUAUACAAUGUAUUUGACUUGGUCUGCUAUGACCAAUGAGCCAGAAACAGAUUGUAACCCAAGUCUACUAAGCAUAAUUGGCUUUAAUAUCACAAGCUCUAUCCCAAAGGACGGGCAGUCUUUCCAGUGGUGGCAUGCUCAAGGAAUUAUAGGACUAAUCCUCUUUUUAUUGUGUGUGUUUUAUUCAAGCAUCCGUACUUCAAACAAUAGUCAGGUUAAUAAACUGACUCUAACAAGUGACGAAUCCACAUUAAUAGAAGAUGGUGGAGCCAGAAGUGAUGGAUCACUGGAGGAUGGUGAUGAUGUUCACCGAGCUAUAGAUAAUGAAAGGGAUGGUGUCACUUACAGUUAUUCCUUCUUUCACUUCAUGCUUUUCCUGGCUUCCCUUUAUAUCAUGAUGACCCUUACCAACUGGUACAGGUAUGAGCCCUCUCAUGCAAUGAAAAGUCAGUGGACUGCUGUCUGGGUGAAAAUAUCUUCUAGUUGGAUUGGCAUCGUGCUGUAUGUUUGGACACUAGUGGCACCACUUGUUCUUACAAAUCGUGAUUUUGAUUGAAUGGGACUUCUGGCAUGAAAGUCCUACUUUGGUCAUCAUUUAUUUGAAAUUAACAGUAUUCCCAACUUUUGUAAAUUGUGUAUGUGUGUGCUUCCUGUGUAACUUCUCUGGUAUUGUUCUGGCAUGAAUUAGAUUUUAUUGCUUGCUGUUUUAUUCAUUAUAUUUUGCCACGUGCAUUGAUCAUGUGAAUUAGAGUGAGUUGUAAAGGCAGAGUUUUAUGAAUAAUGGUGGUGAUUUUAUUAAUAAAGUGGACAUUGGUAGGCUUAUCUCUCUCUGCUCUAAGUAUGAAAUUAAAAGUAAAAACAAAACUGUCAGUUUGCUUUUAAAAGUUUGCUAGACCUUCCUUAAGCUGUUUUAGAAAAAGCAUAAAAGUAAAUGUGUAUGGCUGCCUUUUGAAAUAUUUUAUGUGUUGCCUUAUGGGAGACUAUGAAGAACAUAGUUAUUCUAAAAUUGUAUAAACAAGUUCACUUACAUGGUUAGUUGUCUUAAAAAUGCAGGUCACUCAAAUUCAUUUAAGAUUUACCAUUAGUAUAAAAGUAGAGAACUUAGCACAAGAAGGGUAUAUUCAGUGGACAGUGGUGUAGAUUAUGGAUGGAGGUUGAGGCAUAGAACCUUCAAGAAAAAAGUCAGAUGGUUGGUGGUGGUAUUGAAUACUCAGUGAGAUUAGAGAUUGUUAUCUUCCUUGGGUAGAUAUGAUGUCCUUCUUCAACAAAAUGAACUUUGUUUUGGUCAUUAUAAAAUCACUCGAAGUAUGGGUUUAAAUUGGAAUGCCGAAGGAUUUAGACAA